Mus musculus (house mouse) is the source of this 4608-nucleotide messenger RNA. It is a transcript of the gene Tlr3, whose product is annotated as toll-like receptor 3. The record is from RefSeq and is a predicted model, not a curated record. Gene Ontology annotation, molecular function: pattern recognition receptor activity; double-stranded RNA binding; transmembrane signaling receptor activity. The coding region runs from base 748 to 3465 and encodes 905 amino acids. Gene Ontology annotation, biological process: signal transduction; defense response to virus; intracellular signal transduction. Lineage: Eukaryota; Metazoa; Chordata; Mammalia; Rodentia; Muridae. The transcript is spliced from 8 exons. Gene Ontology annotation, cellular component: plasma membrane; early endosome; endosome membrane.
GCUUUCACUUCUGUGGCCAUUCACCUUUUCCACUUUCACCUCUGCCAAACAAAGGAACUAUUGACUGAGAGCUCAGGCACUCCCCUCUCUUGGCUUCAAGACAAGAAGAUCAGUUGGAGUCCUCAUAGCUAAUUGAGGAAGAAGGAGUUAAUCCCGAGCUCUUCUCUGACCAAACAGAUGCCUACUGAUGCCUAAUUUGUGGGUUUUGUGGAAAACUGGGCCUGCUUGAGUAAGAAAGGCUCUUUGUGACACCCAGUGCUGGACCAAACUUCUGCCUUCCUUCCUCCCUCCCUGCUCCCUUCCCCCAUUGUUAUUUCCCGGCCUAGUUGUUUCUGGGAGUUUCCUGCUUUUGAGGCAGGACCUCCUCCUGUGUCCGAGAUGUCCUCAACAUUUCCUGCUGGAAAACUGGAUGGCCAUUUUUACCUAAGAGAUUAAGUUCGACUUUACUCAUUUUGCAAAGAAGAUAAAGCGAGUUUCACUUUCAGGCUGAAAGGAAAUGUGUGAUUUAAAAAAAAAAGUCUGAAUGAAAACUAAGGGGAUGCAGGACCUCAGGCUGAGUAAAAUCAGAAUGUACUUGGCUUUUGAGGUUGACGCACCUGUUCUCUAUCUGGGAAGUUAAACUGCCUGAAUCACAAUCGCGCACCAAAAGAAGAUAGAAGAUGAUGCAGUCUUUCCAGAGGGAUAGAUGUUACCUAAGCAAGGAGUAGAAUAUGAUACAGGGAUUGCACCCAUAAUCUGGGCUGAAUCAUGAAAGGGUGUUCCUCUUAUCUAAUGUACUCCUUUGGGGGACUUUUGUCCCUAUGGAUUCUUCUGGUGUCUUCCACAAACCAAUGCACUGUGAGAUACAACGUAGCUGACUGCAGCCAUUUGAAGCUAACACACAUACCUGAUGAUCUUCCCUCUAACAUAACAGUGUUGAAUCUUACUCACAACCAACUCAGAAGAUUACCACCUACCAACUUUACAAGAUACAGCCAACUUGCUAUCUUGGAUGCAGGAUUUAACUCCAUUUCAAAACUGGAGCCAGAACUGUGCCAAAUACUCCCUUUGUUGAAAGUAUUGAACCUGCAACAUAAUGAGCUCUCUCAGAUUUCUGAUCAAACCUUUGUCUUCUGCACGAACCUGACAGAACUCGAUCUAAUGUCUAACUCAAUACACAAAAUUAAAAGCAACCCUUUCAAAAACCAGAAGAAUCUAAUCAAAUUAGAUUUGUCUCAUAAUGGUUUAUCAUCUACAAAGUUGGGAACGGGGGUCCAACUGGAGAACCUCCAAGAACUGCUCUUAGCAAAAAAUAAAAUCCUUGCGUUGCGAAGUGAAGAACUUGAGUUUCUUGGCAAUUCUUCUUUACGAAAGUUGGACUUGUCAUCAAAUCCACUUAAAGAGUUCUCCCCGGGGUGUUUCCAGACAAUUGGCAAGUUAUUCGCCCUCCUCUUGAACAACGCCCAACUGAACCCCCACCUCACAGAGAAGCUUUGCUGGGAACUUUCAAACACAAGCAUCCAGAAUCUCUCUCUGGCUAACAACCAGCUGCUGGCCACCAGCGAGAGCACUUUCUCUGGGCUGAAGUGGACAAAUCUCACCCAGCUCGAUCUUUCCUACAACAACCUCCAUGAUGUCGGCAACGGUUCCUUCUCCUAUCUCCCAAGCCUGAGGUAUCUGUCUCUGGAGUACAACAAUAUACAGCGUCUGUCCCCUCGCUCUUUUUAUGGACUCUCCAACCUGAGGUACCUGAGUUUGAAGCGAGCAUUUACUAAGCAAAGUGUUUCACUUGCUUCACAUCCCAACAUUGACGAUUUUUCCUUUCAAUGGUUAAAAUAUUUGGAAUAUCUCAACAUGGAUGACAAUAAUAUUCCAAGUACCAAAAGCAAUACCUUCACGGGAUUGGUGAGUCUGAAGUACCUAAGUCUUUCCAAAACUUUCACAAGUUUGCAAACUUUAACAAAUGAAACAUUUGUGUCACUUGCUCAUUCUCCCUUGCUCACUCUCAACUUAACGAAAAAUCACAUCUCAAAAAUAGCAAAUGGUACUUUCUCUUGGUUAGGCCAACUCAGGAUACUUGAUCUCGGCCUUAAUGAAAUUGAACAAAAACUCAGCGGCCAGGAAUGGAGAGGUCUGAGAAAUAUAUUUGAGAUCUACCUAUCCUAUAACAAAUACCUCCAACUGUCUACCAGUUCCUUUGCAUUGGUCCCCAGCCUUCAAAGACUGAUGCUCAGGAGGGUGGCCCUUAAAAAUGUGGAUAUCUCCCCUUCACCUUUCCGCCCUCUUCGUAACUUGACCAUUCUGGACUUAAGCAACAACAACAUAGCCAACAUAAAUGAGGACUUGCUGGAGGGUCUUGAGAAUCUAGAAAUCCUGGAUUUUCAGCACAAUAACUUAGCCAGGCUCUGGAAACGCGCAAACCCCGGUGGUCCCGUUAAUUUCCUGAAGGGGCUGUCUCACCUCCACAUCUUGAAUUUAGAGUCCAACGGCUUAGAUGAAAUCCCAGUCGGGGUUUUCAAGAACUUAUUCGAACUAAAGAGCAUCAAUCUAGGACUGAAUAACUUAAACAAACUUGAACCAUUCAUUUUUGAUGACCAGACAUCUCUAAGGUCACUGAACCUCCAGAAGAACCUCAUAACAUCUGUUGAGAAGGAUGUUUUCGGGCCGCCUUUUCAAAACCUGAACAGUUUAGAUAUGCGCUUCAAUCCGUUCGACUGCACGUGUGAAAGUAUUUCCUGGUUUGUUAACUGGAUCAACCAGACCCACACUAAUAUCUCUGAGCUGUCCACUCACUACCUCUGUAACACUCCACAUCAUUAUUAUGGCUUCCCCCUGAAGCUUUUCGAUACAUCAUCCUGUAAAGACAGCGCCCCCUUUGAACUCCUCUUCAUAAUCAGCACCAGUAUGCUCCUGGUUUUUAUACUUGUGGUACUGCUCAUUCACAUCGAGGGCUGGAGGAUCUCUUUUUACUGGAAUGUUUCAGUGCAUCGGAUUCUUGGUUUCAAGGAAAUAGACACACAGGCUGAGCAGUUUGAAUAUACAGCCUACAUAAUUCAUGCCCAUAAAGACAGAGACUGGGUCUGGGAACAUUUCUCCCCAAUGGAAGAACAAGACCAAUCUCUCAAAUUUUGCCUAGAAGAAAGGGACUUUGAAGCAGGCGUCCUUGGACUUGAAGCAAUUGUUAAUAGCAUCAAAAGAAGCCGAAAAAUCAUUUUCGUUAUCACACACCAUUUAUUAAAAGACCCUCUGUGCAGAAGAUUCAAGGUACAUCACGCAGUUCAGCAAGCUAUUGAGCAAAAUCUGGAUUCAAUUAUACUGAUUUUUCUCCAGAAUAUUCCAGAUUAUAAACUAAACCAUGCACUCUGUUUGCGAAGAGGAAUGUUUAAAUCUCAUUGCAUCUUGAACUGGCCAGUUCAGAAAGAACGGAUAAAUGCCUUUCAUCAUAAAUUGCAAGUAGCACUUGGAUCUCGGAAUUCAGCACAUUAAACUCAUUUGAAGAUUUGGAGUCGGUAAAGGGAUAGAUCCAAUUUAUAAAGGUCCAUCAUGAAUCUAAGUUUUACUUGAAAGUUUUGUAUAUUUAUUUAUAUGUAUAGAUGAUGAUAUUACAUCACAAUCCAAUCUCAGUUUUGAAAUAUUUCGGCUUAUUUCAUUGACAUCUGGUUUAUUCACUCCAAAUAAACACAUGGGCAGUUAAAAACAUCCUCUAUUAAUAGAUUACCCAUUAAUUCUUGAGGUGUAUCACAGCUUUAAAGGGUUUUAAAUAUUUUUAUAUAAAUAAGACUGAGAGUUUUAUAAAUGUAAUUUUUUAAAACUCGAGUCUUACUGUGUAGCUCAGAAAGGCCUGGAAAUUAAUAUAUUAGAGAGUCAUGUCUUGAACUUAUUUAUCUCUGCCUCCCUCUGUCUCCAGAGUGUUGCUUUUAAGGGCAUGUAGCACCACACCCAGCUAUGUACGUGUGGGAUUUUAUAAUGCUCAUUUUUGAGACGUUUAUAGAAUAAAAGAUAAUUGCUUUUAUGGUAUAAGGCUACUUGAGGUAACAAGAAUAAAAUAUUUAGAAAGAGGAGUUUUGCUUUUUCAGUUGAAAAGUUUUGUAUUUUAUUUUGGUGUUGGUUUUGAUAGCUGUUGAGUAGGGUUUAAACCUGCAUACCCAGGAGCAGAAUAUCUUCUUAAUCUUCAUAGUGUCACAGGACCCCAGACCUAGCACAACUGACUCCAUGAUGGAAGUAACACCUAGGUCAUAAAUCUUAGAACAUAGACUGCAUCGCCUGCUAAGAUGAAAACAAAGACGUAAUCAUCAAAGUCUAAAGUUCUGGGAAAGUCUCUAAAUGUACUAACUUUGCUUUUUGGCUUCUGUAGUUCUGCUUCUGGCUGCUUUUGUUAACUGAAUUAUGUCAAUGCAGAUUAUGGUUUUUGUUGUUGUUGUUGUUGUUGUCUUGGUUUUGUGCCUCAAAGUUCGGUUGGGGCUACCUUGGGAUCCCAAACAGCUAAUAUGGUCACCAACUGGCUAUUAAAGACUUUCUGUUAACAUAAACCCAUGCCUGAGUAGUCUUCUCUGAGAAGAGCCACAGUGAUAGAUGGCAUUUUAUUACUUGAUAAAAUAGAUAUUGGAAUAAAUACUUGUAUUGUGCUAA